This is a messenger RNA of Quercus lobata, 471 nucleotides long. RefSeq lists its product as uncharacterized. Lineage: Eukaryota; Viridiplantae; Streptophyta; Magnoliopsida; Fagales; Fagaceae. Gene Ontology annotation, molecular function: RNA-DNA hybrid ribonuclease activity; nucleic acid binding. The record is from RefSeq and is a predicted model, not a curated record. The transcript has a single exon. The coding region runs from base 1 to 471 and encodes 156 amino acids.
AUGGUGAAAGUAAACUUCAACGGCGCUAUAUUCUCAACCCAAUCUUCAGCAAGCCUUGGCAUGGUUGUUCGGGACCAGGCUGGAUUGGUUUUGGCUACCCUUUCACAAAAGAUUCCCAUGCCUACUUCGGUAGAGACAGUGGAAGUGAUAGCAGCACGAAGGGCUCUAGAAUUUGCUAAAGAGCUUGGAUUUGAGAGAAUAAUGGUUGAAGGAGAUUUUGAAAUUAUCAUCAAAACAAUCAGGGAGAAAACACUCCUUUCCUCAGUCUUGGGACACAUUUUGGAAGAUAUCCAUGUUUUAUCAGGCUCCUUUAGCAGCAUUUCCUUUCAUCACAUUAAGCGUAUGGGCAAUUGUGUAGCUCACCGCCUAGCUCGUAGAUCAUUUUGUAAUCCUCUAUUAGUAUGGAUGGAGGAAGUUCCUCCUGACAUUGUAGAUGUUUACAACCAUGAUCUUAGUUUUAUGCAUGAAUAA